This is a messenger RNA of Portunus trituberculatus (swimming crab), 931 nucleotides long. RefSeq lists its product as uncharacterized. The coding region runs from base 101 to 931 and encodes 276 amino acids. Lineage: Eukaryota; Metazoa; Arthropoda; Malacostraca; Decapoda; Portunidae. The transcript is spliced from 8 exons. The record is from RefSeq and is a predicted model, not a curated record.
GCCUCCUUUUCCUGCCCUGGACUAUGAUUCUCAAGAGGAGGAUGAGGGUGGCCAGCAGGGAGGUGGAGGUAGCUUUCCUAAACUGCAUGGACGGGAGAGUAUGGAUGGGGGACCAGAGGAGAGGAAAGAUGAGGCUGCAGGAGAGAAGAAAAGUGAGGAGGAGGAUCAAGAGGAUCAGGAAAAGGACACAAGAAGCCCAAGAACUCUAUUGCUGAAUAAUACUAAGAGGUUUAAGGAAAAAUUUUCACAGGUGGGCAGCAGUGACAGUACUCUCGGGGACCUCAGAAGCUCAUGGUCCAAUGGGUUCCUAGAGCUCUCCUCUGUCUUGGCUCAUCUUCAUGCUCACCCAUUAAUGGCUGAGCAAGAGAUGCAAGAGGAUGAGGAAAAUGAGCAAGGAGACAAGGAGGAGCUGAAAGAAGUUGUGGUGCAGUUGGCAGACCUCCACACUGGUCUUGCAGAUUGUUACAAAUCUCUGGAGUACCUGGAGAAGUUUAUCAAGGUGGUGGGUGAGGGUCGGCUGGCAGGUCUGGAGGGGCUGGCAGGAAGUCUUAUGGAAGUGCUGCUUCUCCUCUGGCGUCUUGGGAGGCGGCAAGGCAUCAGCGGUAGGGUGCAGGUGAUGCUGGAAUGUGGAGUGGAGAGCCUGGUGGGAGUGGUGACGAGGGAAUUACGGCCUGUUAACCUCCUUCCAGCAUCAAUGCGAGAGGCUCACCCAUUUCUGGCAUCCCAGAGAAGGGUAAUGGAGGCCCUGCAUGUGGUGGCAGAAUGGGAGGAAGCAGUGAUGGUGUGUGCACAGACUGUCAUGGCAUCAGCCAAGAGACAAAGAGAUGGAAGACAGGACUUUGACCCAACCAAGGUUCUGGGGACCAUUAGUGGCCUACGAUCUGUGUGCACUGACCUUAGUGAUAUCAUGAAGGUUCCCAUGUACCCCUAA